GUUUAAUACAAUUUACGACUGCAAUUGCUAAAAUUGUACAUUUCGCAUAUGAGGCGUACAGUGAGCUUAAUAAAAACAGGAGAAGAUGGUGGGUGCGUCCUGUGAAUUUAACCCGGGAGGAGGAAGGUUUUUUCAUGGUUUGCCUUCAACAGCUGAAAGGUAGAGAUGAAGAACACUUCUUCAAGGCGACGAGAAUGAGUGUUGCAAAUUUCGACUGCUUGCUAUCCAUUUUGAAGGAAAAGUUGCAGAAAUACUCCAAUAGAGAAGCGAUAGACCCAGAAACCCGGCUGGCCGUAACAAUAUUUUAUUUGGCACAAGGAUGCAACAUUCAUGUCCUGGCUUGGACAUUUAAAUUGGGUAUUUCAACGGUUCGUAAAAUAAUAUACGAAACUUGUGAUGCUAUUUGGAGCGAAUUGCAUGAAAUAUAUGUAUCGCCUCCAAACACAACGGAACUGAAAACUAUCGCGGAGAAGUUCUACAUAAAAACGGGUAUGCCUAAUUGCUUGGGAGCAAUUGACGGUAAACAUAUACAUAUAACCCGUCCUGCGAAUAGUGGCUCUUUGUACUAUAAUUACAAAAAGACAUUUAGCAUCGUGUUGAUGGCUGCAUGUGAUGCAAACUAUGUUUUUACGUAUGUGGAUGUCGGUGCUUUGGGAAGCCAAAGCGAUGGAGGCGUGUUUGCGCGAAGCAGCUUCGGGAAACAAAUUUUAGACGGAACUUUAAAUGUUCCUGGUGAUGCAUAUUUACCAGCCACGAUGAAUCUCUUUCCACAUUACUUCGUGGGAGACAGCGCAUUCCCACUUAGACCAAAUUUAAUGCGACCAUUUCCAGGGCAUAAUUUAACGCCAGACAAGGACAGGUUCAACACAAUGUUGUCUAAGGCUCGGGUUCAUAUUGAAAACGCUUUCGGUAUUUUAGCCAACCGGUGGAGAAUUCUGCAUACACGUAUUAGUGCUUCUCCUAGUAAUGCGGAUAAGAUUGUCUUGGCCAUAAUUGUACUUCAUAACUUUUUAAUGCUUCAAAAUGAUCGCAAUUACUUCCAACUAGAAUUAGUUGAUCGUACUUACAACAAUCGCGAGUACCAUGGUCGGUGGAGAAGCGAAACAAAUCCGUUGCAAUCUUUUCAACAAAGAUUUGUUAACCGGUCAUCUUCCAGCGCUUUUCAUUUGCGGAACACUCUUAAAGACUUUUUAAAUAAUAACUCAUCAUAAAUUAUACUUACGCAUUUACCUCAAUAAAUUUUCUGAAAAAUAAUUAAUAGUAUAAAACAACA
Molecule: messenger RNA, 1273 nt
Organism: Rhagoletis pomonella (apple maggot)
Lineage: Eukaryota; Metazoa; Arthropoda; Insecta; Diptera; Tephritidae
Product: protein ALP1-like
Exons: 2
Coding region: 135-1211 (358 amino acids)
Source: RefSeq, a predicted model, not a curated record